Molecule: messenger RNA, 2599 nt
Organism: Nannospalax galili (Upper Galilee mountains blind mole rat)
Lineage: Eukaryota; Metazoa; Chordata; Mammalia; Rodentia; Spalacidae
Gene: Pim1
Product: Pim-1 proto-oncogene, serine/threonine kinase
Exons: 6
Coding region: 373-1314 (313 amino acids)
Biological process (GO): negative regulation of apoptotic process; protein autophosphorylation
Cellular component (GO): cytoplasm
Molecular function (GO): protein serine/threonine kinase activity; ATP binding
Source: RefSeq, a predicted model, not a curated record
CUGCUGCAGCGGCCGCGGUGGCGGAGGAGGCCGGAGGGGAGUCGGCGGCGCCGGCGCUGGGCUCGGCAGUGUCCUAGGCAGCAGCGGCCGCAGCAGCAGCAGUAGCAGCCUCCAGCCCUGGGUCCCGCGGCGCCGCUCACCCCGCCGCCGCCGCCUUCUCCACGGGCGCCGCCUGACCCCACGGGCGCGCAGCCCCGCCAGCGCCCUCAGUUGUCCUCAGACUCGCCCUCGGCCUUCCGCGCCAGCCGCAGCCCCAGCCGCAACGCCACCCGCAGCCUGAGUCCCGGCCGCCGGCGCAGCCCCAGCUCCCCGCGCCGCCGCCGCUGCUGCUCCUCGCGGCACGCUCCUCGCGCGGACACCCUGGAGGUGGAGAUGCUCUUGUCCAAAAUCAACUCGCUGGCCCACCUGCGCGCCGCGCCCUGCAACGACCUGCACGCUCCCAAGCUGGCGCCGGGCAAAGAGAAGGAGCCCCUGGAGUCGCAGUACCAGGUGGGUCCGCUGUUGGGCAGCGGCGGCUUCGGCUCCGUCUACUCCGGCAUCCGUGUGGCCGACAACUUGCCGGUGGCCAUCAAACACGUGGAGAAGGACCGGAUUUCCGACUGGGGAGAGCUGCCCAAUGGCACCCGAGUGCCUAUGGAAGUGGUCCUGCUGAAGAAGGUUAGCUCGGGUUUCUCCGGCGUCAUUCGACUUCUGGACUGGUUCGAGAGACCGGACAGUUUCGUGCUCAUCCUCGAGAGGCCGGACCCGGUGCAAGACCUCUUCGACUUUAUCACGGAACGGGGAGCCCUGCAAGAGGAGCUGGCGCGCAGCUUCUUCUGGCAGGUGCUGGAGGCCGUGCGGCAUUGCCACAACUGCGGGGUGCUGCACCGGGACAUCAAGGACGAGAACAUUCUCAUCGACCUGAACCGCGGCGAGCUCAAGCUCAUCGACUUCGGGUCCGGGGCGCUGCUCAAGGACACGGUCUACACGGACUUCGAUGGGACCCGAGUGUAUAGCCCUCCAGAGUGGAUCCGCUACCAUCGCUACCAUGGCAGGUCGGCAGCCGUCUGGUCCCUGGGGAUCCUGCUUUAUGAUAUGGUGUGUGGGGAUAUUCCCUUUGAGCACGAUGAAGAAAUUGUCAAAGGUCAAGUUUUCUUCAGGCAGAGAGUCUCUUCAGAAUGUCAGCAUCUCAUUAGAUGGUGCUUGGCCCUGAGACCAUCAGAUCGGCCAUCCUUCGAAGAAAUCCAGAACCAUCCAUGGAUGCAGGAUGUCCUUCUGCCGCAAGAAACCGCUGAGAUUCAUCUGCACAGCCUGUCACCAUCGCCCAGCAAAUAGUGGCCUUUCUGGCAGGUCUUCCCCUCCCUAGCAAGGUGCCGGGGAGGGGAUGCUUCUGUUUCCAGCUUCCAGCAGGACAUUGCUUCAUACAGGAACAACCAACAGCAACAGCUCAUUCCAGACUCCAGGUCCCUGGAGUCCACCUCCUGUGGGGAGAAGAGACUCUAGUACAGGCGUCCUGGGCCUCAACUCCUGUAGAUGCUCUCACCCAAGGUGUCCAGUGGUUUGCUGGGCUCCUCCGGAACACCUGGGUGGGGUGUGGGGGUGGGUCAGAACCCUGCCAUGAACUGUUCAUCAUCACUGAGUUCUGCCACCAUGGGUUGGGUAGGGGGACAUGUUGGGGUGUGGGGUAGGACUAGCACCAUGUUUUAAGUCCCUGUCACCUCUUCUGAGUGCCUUCUGUGGGGACUCCGGCUGUGCUGGGAGAAAUACUUGAACUUGCCUCUUUUACCUGCUGCUUCUCCAAAAAUCUGCCUGGGUUUGGUUCCUUUUUUCCUGCCCUGUUCCUCCCCUGCUUCCCCUUCCUGUGAAAGGUGCCAUGGAAGAGGCUACGGGGCCAAUCGCUGAGCCACCUGCCCUUUUUCUGCCUCCUUUAGUAAAACUCCCAAGUGAACUGGUCUUCCUUUUUGGUUUUUACUUCACUGUUUCAAAGCCAAGACCUCACACAUACAAUGCACAAACAAUGCAAAUCUACAGACAAGCUGUAAAUUAAAUGUGUGUACAGUCGGCAAGAUAGUCUGCAAAACGAUUGUAGUUUUUUGUUUUUUUUUUUAAUUGCCUUUAAGUUAUUUGACCUGUUGGUUUUCUUUCUUUCUUUGAAAGGUGUGCAGUCUGGCCUGGAAGUCGGUGUUAAUGUAUUUAUUUAUUUAUUUAUUUGGUUCCUUUCCUGCCCUGAGCUUCCACUGGCUAGGACCCCUAUUGGUUUUUUCCUCCACCUCCUCUGACUUGGGGACCUUUUAUAAAGGGAGGGCUGCAACGCUUGCUCUGUGUGUGGGGUGAUGGGACUCAGGCGGGACAGCUGCUGUAGCUCCCUGACUUCUGUGGGGCCCCUUGCCUAGUUACAGAAUGGGUCUGGGCUCUGUGGCUGGGGAGGGCGCUGUUGACGGUGUACAUAGGAUUGCCGCCCCUGACAGCGUGCCUUCCGGAUCCUCUCUGGGGGCUGUGCUUUGAGCAGCAUGUAGCCUGCUGGUUUUAUCUGAGUGAAAUACUGUACAGGGGAAUAAAAAGAGAUCUUAUUUUUUUUUUUUAUACUUGGCAUUUUUUGAAUAAAAACUUUUUGUCUUAA